Staurois parvus is the source of this 322-nucleotide messenger RNA. The record is from the annotation of a GenBank genome assembly. Lineage: Eukaryota; Metazoa; Chordata; Amphibia; Anura; Ranidae.
CAUGUGAUCAGUCAUGUGAUCAGCUGUGUCCAAUCACAGCUGAUCACUGAUGAUCAGUGUGCCCUAAUGAUCAGUGUGGCCCCAGAAAUGCCACCUGUCAGUGCUCAUCAGUGCCACAUGCCAGUGCCCAUCAGUGCCACGUGCCAGUGCCCAUCAGUGCCACAUCAAUGUCACAUAUCAAUGCAUACCAGUGCACAUCAAUGCCACAUAUCAGUGCCCAUCUGAGCUGUCUUUCAAUGUCACCCAUCAGUGCCAGCCAGUGCCACCUAUCAAUGCCAAUCAGUGCCACCUAUCAGUGCUGCCAAUCAGUGCCACCUAUCAG